Molecule: messenger RNA, 606 nt
Organism: Heterotrigona itama
Lineage: Eukaryota; Metazoa; Arthropoda; Insecta; Hymenoptera; Apidae
Source: the annotation of a GenBank genome assembly
AUGAAAUGUUCGCUGCGCGUAGAAAUUAAUGUCGCCGUUGCAAUAUAUCGACCCUCUGAUCUCGCAGGGGAGCGUUACAAUCCGAACUCGGAGGAUUGGCACGCGGUUCCGGAGAUGUUCAGCCCCCGCAGCAAUUUCGCCACGGUCAUUCUGGACGACAUGAUAUUCGUCGUCGGUGGUUUCAAUGGUAACCUCAACAACCCCCCAAGCUCCACGACGAUUGCGUACGCGGAAUGUUACGACGCGGACAGCAACGAGUGGUACGACGCGUCGCCGAUGAAUCUGAAUCGAAGUGCGUUAAGUGCCUGCGUUAUCGCCGGCCUUGCCAAUGCACGGGAAUACUCUUAUCACGGCAAGGCGCGAGAUCUCGGCCAAGGUUACCCAAAAUUACUAAUUCUCGUGGCUGGAGGGGAAAAAUUGUCUUUUCUAGGCCAAGCUUCGUCGGAAAGUCAACAGAAAACCAUCCAGGGCGGAGAGGGCGCUGUGGAAACGAAUGCAGACAUUUCUACCGAGGAGGAGGAGGCCAUUAAUUUCGACGAACACGUUCAGAGGGACGUCAGCCCUAUGAACGAGAUGGCUGAAAGUGUCGGCAAUUAUCUGGGAUGA